Molecule: messenger RNA, 436 nt
Organism: Nicrophorus vespilloides
Lineage: Eukaryota; Metazoa; Arthropoda; Insecta; Coleoptera; Silphidae
Product: glutathione S-transferase 4-like
Exons: 2
Biological process (GO): glutathione metabolic process
Molecular function (GO): glutathione transferase activity
Source: RefSeq, a predicted model, not a curated record
AUGGCUCCAAUUUUCUUCGAUUAUCAACGUACUCCGAUGAGUCUGAAGAAGACAAAAAUGGCUUUGGACGUCUUCAGCACUUACUUGGAGAGGGCUGGAACCAAAUACGUUGCAGCAGAUAACGUGACAAUCGCCGAUUAUCAAAUGAUCACUGCCACCAUGUGUCUAGAAGCCAUCAACUUCGAUCUUACCCCAUGGCCUCUGGUAUGCAAAUGGUACUCCACCUUCAAGCAAGAGAACCCUGACCUCUGGGCAAUCGUCGUCGAAGGCAUGAAGGAAAUCGCUGACUUCGAAAAGAACCCACCAGAUUUGAGCCACAUGGUCCAUCCGAUCCAUCCAAUUCGCAAAUAAUUGCUUUUUCUAUUAUAUUAUUCAUAUUGUUUAUCUGGUAAAUAAAGUUCUCUAAUGAUAAAAAUAUAAGCGAUUUGCGAAUCCA